Molecule: messenger RNA, 729 nt
Organism: Colletotrichum navitas
Lineage: Eukaryota; Fungi; Ascomycota; Sordariomycetes; Glomerellales; Glomerellaceae
Exons: 6
Coding region: 1-729 (242 amino acids)
Source: RefSeq, a predicted model, not a curated record
AUGAAGUUGAAUCGUGCGGUUGCCAAGGUUCUGGACCGCGCCAGCUCAGACAUCUCGAAUCUCCCCACCCACAUAACCAAGGUUGAGGUAGAUAUCAACGACGCAACUUCCCUGAUUGAAGCUCUACAAGAUAUUGAUAUUGUAGUAUCGCUUGUCGGACAUGAAGGCGUACAAAGACAACAUGGGUUCGUGAGAGCUAUCCCCAAGACAAACGUGAAGCUAUUCUCUCAGUCUGAUCUUGCUGGACGGGGCUUAUACGCACAAGGCGCCGCGUACGCAUCCAUCUUUUCUACGACGCCCAUAUCCCAGCUUGAGAACCGGGCCAUCGCCCUCUGCGAGCUAGUGCCAACGGAAAAGGAUAUCACAGUUACACUGGAAUCAAAACAUGGCAUUGGGCCGCAAACAUCAUCUCGUGGUCUCGAGAAGAUCAAAGAUGAGGUUGAACAAUGGCUCGAGUCUGUCAGCGUGUUCACUGUGGCUUGGUACUGUCACAAGAUCUGGGGCGCUGGCCAACAAUCUCAGAUGAUUGGUUCCAACUUUUGGGAGGUUGACGAUUAUCAGAAGGCGACACUUGAAGAUUUGAUACUCGGAGAGAAGCUGGAGGCUUAUCGCGAGAUGCCAGACCAGGUUGUCGAAUACUCCAGGCACUGUUUCCAACAUGGACGUCAAUCAGACUUUCAACCGGCAGCUAUUACUGAGAGUUCAUUGCCAAUUCUAACGGCAUUAUGA